Siniperca chuatsi (mandarin fish) is the source of this 5314-nucleotide messenger RNA. It is a transcript of the gene rbm20, whose product is annotated as RNA binding motif protein 20. Bases 766 to 4080 code for a protein of 1104 amino acids. Gene Ontology annotation, cellular component: nucleus. The record is from RefSeq and is a predicted model, not a curated record. The transcript is spliced from 15 exons. Gene Ontology annotation, biological process: regulation of RNA splicing. Lineage: Eukaryota; Metazoa; Chordata; Actinopteri; Centrarchiformes; Sinipercidae. Gene Ontology annotation, molecular function: zinc ion binding; mRNA binding.
UCUUGUCCCUGUUGUUGUGCCGCAUAGAGCUGUCCCGGGCAGGGACUCCCAGUUGGUCCCUUUCAACUCACCCCCCUUCUGCCAUCCCCUGAGCCCACCUCUUCUGUUAUUCCCUCUUAAACUUCACUCAGUCAACCUCCUGUUUCCCUUUUGAAGAGACUCUGCUCUGAUUUCCCCAUCUUUUGACACUGGAGAGAAGAGGGGAAGUGAAGGAAAGUCUUGUAAGGGUAUAGGGGGUAAAAGAGUUUGAGAGAAGAGGCUAAAGAGGGGCUUUGCUGCCUUUGCUGCUGUCGAUCAGGAGUAGCUGAGUGGAAGAGCCCCUGCUGAAGGGCUCAGCAGCCGGUCUUUUCCCGCCUGCUGGCCUUUCUGUCAUCUGUCCAUUCAGUAAGGGGAGAGAAGAACAGAGCAGGCUAGAGAAAGUUGACUCAUCAGGAUUUGCUGUCUUUGGACUGUGGUAGUUUAUUUUUGAGGGGGGUGUUUGGGGAGGUUAGGGGUGUUAAGGCUGCAGGUGGUGCUAGGGAGUUUGUUUGCCCAUGCCAAGCUUGGGAUCGGACAAGUAGCACUGAGCGUGUCAAGACAGGCCAUACAAAAAUGCUGGGAAAAGGACAAAGUGGCGGAUACCCCCCUGAGACAACGAGUGAACUCUUGCAGAGCAACUUUGACAAGCCAGAAGGAUCUCUGAUGUCACUCUGUCAAAAGUCCAAGCAAGCUGUUCGGAGACUAAGUCACCUGGCUCCCAGCUCCCAGCACCCAGUUUGACACUCAAUGUCAGCGGAUCCCAGCAUCAGUGCGGUGCCUGUCGACAGUGCCGAUAAGAAGGACUUCCCGGUUGGGGGCCAGCUGCCAGGUGGUGUGCAGGCGGGGCUUCAACAGCAGAACCAGCAGCUCCUCCUGACCCCAGCCAGCCUCCAGCUCGCUCAGCUCCAGGCACAGCUUACCCUCCAUCGCCUCAAACUGGCUCAGGGGGGCAAUACAGCCACUGCUGCCACUGUUCUCAAUCAGGUCCUUUCCAAUGUCGCCAUGUCCCAACCCCUGUUCAAUCAGCUACGGACUUCGACUAUGGUUGGGAACCCUCAGGGUGCCUUCCCCACGGGGGUGCUAGGUUUUCCCUCUUCAAAUUCAGCCUUGGGGGCUUUGGUGGGUGGGGGAUUCAACCAAAACCCAGGUAAUGUGAGACUGAACCAUCCUGGUGGAGGGGGAACAGUGGGCCAACAGGGUGCGGAGUAUGGUAAAAAGUCAGGGUCAACUUACCCUUUUGAUACUGACAGGCGUCUUCAGUACAACGUAGUUGGGGGGACAUCUGCAGCAUCAGCUACUGCCGGUGAUGGACAGUACUCAGUGAUUAACACUCAGGCAAAAAACAUGAACAAUGUUGGUUUUCAGAGAGAUUUCUAUGGGCAUGAUAUACUGGGGCAACAAGCUGGAUUUAGUGUCAAUGAGCAGAACAUGAAUGUUUAUAACUCUACUGGGCAUAAGGAGCAAUGGAAAGGCCCCGCUAACUUGAGUCACACUGGAAAGGUGGAUAUAGUUUCUAAUGCUGCCAAUGUGUGGACUGCAGCUGGGAAGCCAAUUUGGCCCAGAACGGAACUGUAUAACCCAGAGGAGCCAACCCCUGACCCCAAGUUCAAUCCCAAUAGUGGGGUUUCCUCAUUUGGUUCAAGUGGCACGCAGGGGUUUGGGGGCUACCAGCCCCUGCAUGGAAGUGAGGAAACCCUAUCUUCAGGUGCCAGGACACUUCAGCCUUACCAAGUCAACGAUUACCAUGCCGUCACACCCACUCAACUGCCACACCAGUGUAGCAUCUGUGACAAGAAGGUCUACAACCUCAAGGACUGGGACCAGCACGUGAAGGGAAAACUACACCUGCAGAACCGAACAUUGUAUACAAACGAAAGCUCCGCAGUGGUAUCAGCUGGAGCUGUUCACUACGCUGUCGGCAGGCCUUCUGAUGGAGGUCUGAACACCGGUACGACGAACUCCAUGGUCUACUCUGCUGCAAGUCAAGAUGUAUCCUCAGGAGCCAAUACAUCAUACUUGCCAGCUAUAGCCAUGAAGACUUAUCCCAUGUCAGACACAGGAUUUGCCUCACACCAGCCAGAGUCAAAGCCAUUCCCACCCAGAAAGGCCACAGCAGGGCGAGUCGUUCACAUCUGCAACCUCCCUGAAGGCAGCUGCACAGAGAAUGAUGUCAUCAACCUGGGACUACCCUUUGGCAAAGUCACCAACUAUAUCCUCAUGCGCUCUACCCAUCAGGCAUUUCUGGAGAUGGCGUAUGUUGAAGCAGCUCAGGCCAUGGUUCAAUACUACCAACUUACUCCAGCUAUGAUUAACAAUCAGAAACUUCUUAUACGAAUGUCUAAGAGGUACAAGGAGCUGCAACUUAAGAAACCAGGUAAAGAUGUUCAAUCGAUCAUCCAGGAUAUCAGCUCUCAGCGGGAGAUGAAUGAGAUGCAAGAACUUGAACACUACGUGCCAGAGAGAGCACGCUCCCGCAGCCCCAUCAGCCGCUCUCUGAGUCCUCAUUCCCACAGCCCCAGUUUUACAUCAUGCAGCUCAGCCCACAGCCCCCAGGGGGCACAAUGCAGGGGUCCGGAGAGAGGCAGCAAUGGCCUGGGCCCCCGCCAGGGCUCUUGGGAUUGGUCAUCACACUUAAGAAGGGGUGAGGACGAAAGGGAGAGGGAUGACCCAUGGAGGAACGGGGGCAGCGCAGAUGACGAUCGGUCUAAUGGACGGGCAUCUGACCGUCGGAAGGCUUACCAGAAACCCCUGGAUCAUAUCAGCUUGAGAUCUGGAGAUGAGCGAGGAGGAGGAGGAGAAGGGAUGAGGGGCAACAGAGACUGGCACCCACGAGCCAGCCCUCAAGGCGUGUCCUUUAACUCUUACAGGAACAUGGAGGACGACUUCUACAUGAAGGAACAAAUGUACAAGUCUGACAAGCAACCCAGACCGCCAUACCAAAGGCACGAUACAAAGCCAAAGCGGAGGGAUGGUGGUGACUACCACAGUAGAUCGAGGCAUUCUGAGUUUGAGAUGACCGAGGAGCCACUUCGCAGAACACUAGAAGACAAGAGACAGAGUUCACCAGACAGGGGCAGGAGCAAAAAGACAAGCAGGAGGCACACCACUGCGGAAAAACAUGAGAGAGAAAAUGCUACUGAAAACACUGAUCGCCAGUCAAAAGAAAAAUCUGUGUCACCUCAGCAAAGCAAUAAGCCAAAAGAAGCUACUGAGUGUGGUAAAGGCGGAGACACUGUGAAGGAGUGGGAAAGUGGAGCUGACACUGAUGAAGAGUGUUGGUAUCCUAAGAACAUGGAGGAACUGGUCACUGUAGAUGAAGUGGGGGGAGAAGAUGAUUCCAUUAUUGAGCCAGACCUUCCUGAGCUGGAAAAGUAUGCAUCCUGCCCAAAAGAGUCUACAGAGAAAGAAGCAGUGGAGGAGCAUGCAUUACCACCUACCUCCUCCUCCUCGGAGGCACAGGAGACAUCUAAUGAAAAGUCUAACCAGGAGAAGUUCUGUGAGGAUGCUGGAGACCAGGCAGAAACAUAUGUAGCUGAGAAACCAGGGAAUGUUUUAACUGCAACCAGUCCUGAAGACCAGAAACUCAGUCCAGUGGCUCCUGAGCCACCAAUCACCAACCUUAGUGACUUCCCCAGUGAGGAGUUCAAGGCUGCACUAGAGGAGACAUGUUUAGAGGAUAAAAUAACCAAAAGCAGGUCAUCUGAAGCGCAAAUGGAAAAUCAAAUUUAUGUAUCGGAGGACAGCGAAACCCUGGAAGUAGGACAGGUCUCGGAAACAAUCAAUAAUGGGGUUCAACGCAAGAAAGAGAUUGAGGCCCCCUCGCCAUCUCAUGAGCAAGACAAAGCUGUCAGUGAACACAGCAUCUCUUUGGGAGUGGAGUUCAUUGUGCCAAAGACCGGCUUCUACUGUAAACUCUGUGGACUGUUCUAUACAAGUGAGGAGACUGCAAAGACCACUCACUGCCGCAGCACUGUACACUACAGGAACCUACAGAAAUACCUGUCCCAGCUGGCAGAGGAGAGUCUAUCGGGCGCACUUACUGAACCCUCAGCUGCACAGUGACAUCAGCUUGACGUCUUAUGUCUUGUGCAGCGAGCAGCAAAGGAAAGAUUCAUGUGUGUGUGCUGUUGGUGCAAGGCUAUGGACAACUACAGCAUGGAUAAUGUGACACAUGGAAGCUAGAGUAUGUGGACGAUUGCACUGGUUUUGAUACUUGGGGGGGAUGGAUGCUUGGUUGUCUUGAAUGGCACUGACAAUCCCAGCCAUAGACGGUCUCAAUUUUGUACAUGUGUAAUGUAUAGUGAGGCUACAAUAUUUAAUUGGAAUUUUUUUGGUUCAUCGAUUUUCUUACAGUUUAUAUCAUUGGAUUGUGUGUGAUAAAAUGUUUUUUUUUUUUUUUGGAAGGGAAAUGUAUUUGCAAUGAUGUCUAAUUACUGAGAAGACAAGCUAUUACAGCGUGGGCGCAUGUUAGUCCAUUUGCUGAGUUUAAAUACAUUAUACUCGUCCUAUCAAUAAUGAUACAUUUACAGCUGCAAAAUGACUUGAAAUAUGUGCCAAGAAAUAUUUUACUCAGUUAAUAAACUGAGGCAGAUUCUCAGGUUUGUUGUAUUUGUUGAACAGUUUUCAAUGUACAGCUCAGUACACAACAUUUACACUUUUGUUUAUAUCUGGGGCUUUAAAGGCUCUUGCUGUUUUUUUCACAUUUUGCCAGUUUGUUCACUACAGUAUCUGUCUGUCAGGUAAAAUUGUACAUAAUUUGGAUUGAUAAUGAUGCAGCUAUGCAAAAGAUCUUUAUUUUCUUUCUUUUUUAAUGUUGAAUUUAAUUCAUAAAACAAUCCCCGGUCACAUUUGCCAACAUUAUGUAAUGCCUUAAAUAUUGAAGACCUUACACUGGACCAUGUGUUUUAAUUUAUCAGAGUUAAACAUGCAAUGUUUCAUGUUACAGUGAUUUGAUCAAAGGGUUAUCAAGCCAGAAUUUGUUUUUGUAUACUGUGAAUGCUGAUCCUUUGACAUCAAUGAUAGUGUUUUUUUUGACAAACUUUUCAUAUGAUUUUUGAUGCAAUAAAACUUGAAUAAACAACGUGUUUCAACUGAUAUUUUUGCUUUGUUUCUCAAAUUAACAUUGUGUAGAGUCUAACAUAUUGUUUAUGCUAUGUGGUAUAAUGGUAAUACAGUCAUGAACACCCCCACUGACAGGGUACAGUACACCAUCCAUCCAUACAUUUUCUACACCAGCUUAUGGUCGGACUUGAGUGGGAGUGUUGUAGAAGAGCUCCCCCAAGCGUUGAGGCAAGAA